GAACGAGCUUGGGGUCCAGGACCCAGUUGGCUUCUGGGACCCCGCAGGGUUCACGGCCGACGGUAGUGUGGAGAACUUCAAGCGCCGCCGCCAGACAGAGCUUAAGCAUGGAAGGAUCUCCAUGCUCGCCACAAUGGGAUACAUUACUCCGGAGAUCACGGGCAAGUUCCCAGGCUAUCUUAGCCCAUCAGCAGGCCUCAAGUUUGCGGAUGUCCCGAAUGGAUUGGCGGCGAUCUCCAAAGUUCCAGCAGCAGGCUGGGGUCAGAUCCUCGCUUACAUGGCGUUCUGCGAGGUCUCCCAGGACCAGUCGCCAGGCACCCCCGCCGCUGCGGGCGACUUCGGCUUCAAGGUCUUGACCUCCAGCGACCCUGCUGAGAAAACUAAGAAACUUUCGGCGGAGUUGGCCAACGGAAGGCUGGCGAUGAUGGCCAUCAUCGGCAUGUUCUUUCAGGCGGGGUUCACGGCCGACGGUAGUGUGGAGAACUUCAAGCGUCGCCGCCAGACAGAGCUUAAGCAUGGAAGGAUUUCCAUGCUCGCCACAAUGGGAUACAUUACUCCGGAGAUCACGGGCAAGUUCCCAGGCUAUCUUAGCCCAUCAGCAGGCCUCAAGUUCGCGGAUGUCCCGAAUGGACUGGCAGCGAUCUCCAAAGUUCCGGCCGCAGGCUGGGGUCAGAUCCUCGCUUACAUGGCGUUCUGUGAGGUCUCCCAGGACCAGUCGCCAGGCACCCCCGCCGCUGCGGGAGACUUCGGCUUCAAGGUGUUGACCUCCAGCGACCCUGCUGAGAAAACUAAGAAACUUUCGGCGGAGUUGGUCAACGGAAGGCUG
Symbiodinium pilosum is the source of this 826-nucleotide messenger RNA. The record is from the annotation of a GenBank genome assembly. NCBI's taxonomy places the organism in Eukaryota, Dinophyceae, Suessiales, Symbiodiniaceae.